Penicillium canariense is the source of this 897-nucleotide messenger RNA. Its product is annotated as 2EXR domain-containing protein. Bases 1 to 897 code for a protein of 298 amino acids. The record is from RefSeq and is a predicted model, not a curated record. Lineage: Eukaryota; Fungi; Ascomycota; Eurotiomycetes; Eurotiales; Aspergillaceae. The transcript has a single exon.
AUGGAAAACAACCCAAAAUUUUAUUUCUUCUCUCAGCUGCCCACGGAAUUGAGAUAUGCCAUCUGGCGUGAAUGCCUCCCAAAUCGCGUUGUUGAAAUAGACUAUCCGUGGGACGAGGGCGCCUACUUGUGUCUCAAUCCGCCACCGUGCAAGCUGAUGCAAACAACCGAUAUCAACCGACGCCCACCAGUGAUCAGCCAUGUAUGCCGCGAAUCACGCCGUGUCGCUUUUGAGACUGGCUAUCUUAAGACUGGCUAUUAUCGUGAUAAGGGCUCCCCUCCUCUGGAGGCUCAGUGGGAAUCCGAUCUCCAGCUUAAAAAAUCAUGGAUCGACCCCUCUCGAGACAUCAUACACUUGAACUGGACUCCAUGCUACAGCGCCGGGUAUUGGGGUAAUGGAAGUGCCCUCGAUUUUCUCGCUUGGAGUGCGGUUAAUGCUUACGGAGACUCUUUUAUGUUUGAUUAUCUUGAUAACAUGCUCGAUGAAGAUAUAGAAGAGAGGAUUAAGGCCCUCCAGAAAUUACAACAUGGAUGUAUUGUGAUGCAUAUUAUCGUAGUGCAUACUACGUUCGAAAUUGCGGCGAAAACGGGCUUGUUUGGAAUUCUCGGUGAUGCCUAUAUUCAGCUUGUCGAUAUAUCCGACGAAGUAAGACUGAAUGCCUUCUUCGAUUUUGCAAAGAAAUGUGAAUCUGAAACCAACACAUUCGUUACUAGAAGGCAAGACUUUCGCAGAGAGUCUCCAGAGUCGGUCAAGAGAAGCCUAAAUGACAAGCUCGCGGAGACCUUCGGAGCCCAAGCGGCUCGGCAAUUACCUCCUUUGUGUCCGGCCAUCAUGUUCAGAUUUUGCCCCCAUUGGUGCAAUCAUAUCCACGGAAGCUCUCGUCGGGCUGGAUUCUAG